Messenger RNA from Helianthus annuus (common sunflower), 594 nucleotides. RefSeq lists its product as uncharacterized. Bases 1 to 594 code for a protein of 197 amino acids. The transcript is spliced from 2 exons. Lineage: Eukaryota; Viridiplantae; Streptophyta; Magnoliopsida; Asterales; Asteraceae. The record is from RefSeq and is a predicted model, not a curated record.
AUGGCUCAUAAAACACCUAUUGGAACUACACCUUAUCGCUUACUUUAUGGGCGAAAUUGUCAUUUACCGGUUGAGCUUGUGCAUCGUGCUUGGUGGGCUAUUAAAGAAGUUAACAUGAAAUAUGAAGAUGCAGGAAAGGAGAGGAAAUUAAAGCUUUGCGAGUUGGAGGAGCUUCGGGUAGAAGCGUAUGAGUGCGCCUCAAAGUACAAGGAUGAUAUGAAGAGGGCACAUGACGCGAAGUUGAAGCCGAAGGAGUUUGAAGUGGGUCAAAAGGUUUGGCUUUACAACUCACGGCUUAAAUACUUUCCCGGUAAGCUUCAGAGCAAGUGGAUGGGCCCGUACGUGAUUACACGGGUCGGAAAACUUGGAGAUGUUACAAUAAAGGACUUGAAGGAUGGGUCAAAGCAAACGGUUAAUGGGCAUCGCCUUAAGCUGUUCCUUGAUGGUAACAAUGAGAAAAAAGAUGAGAAUGUGGAGUUGGUGAACUUCGUGCCAUGUUUGGAGGAAGAAAGAAAGCAAAAACCUCCGGGCAAGGUUCGUCUUCGGGAGCCGGUUCAGGCUCAGGGCAAUAUCAAAAACGUUGGGAACAGUUAA